This is a messenger RNA of Lactuca saligna, 426 nucleotides long. The record is from the annotation of a GenBank genome assembly. NCBI's taxonomy places the organism in Eukaryota, Viridiplantae, Streptophyta, Magnoliopsida, Asterales, Asteraceae.
AUGCCGCCUCUCUCUCCUUCUCAAAAGACCGGUGACUAUGAUUUUCAAAUCACAGUCAACAAAGUGUUCUUCCUCCCACUUUCCCCCGACAUCCCCACUUCUACUUCUUACCCCAACAUUCCAAACAAUAAAUUACGAUCUCGAUCGAUUCAGUUUACACAAGCACAAUACACUACCACUGCAUACUCCACCCUACGUAUUCACGAUCCAGUUUUGUUGAUUUUUCGCAAUUAUAUGGAAGAAGAAUGCACGACGCCGAAGCAGCAGGAAAGUCGAAUUCCGGUUGCAACAGAGUGCCCACCUCCGCCCAGAAAGAAGGCGGCAGUCCGCCGGAAGAAGCGGGAGCAGUCGAAGGUCGGGUAUUUCCAUCCACCGGAACUUGAUAUAUUCUUCACCGGUGAAGCAACAAGGAGAAUUUGGGUUUAA